Molecule: messenger RNA, 2508 nt
Organism: Talaromyces stipitatus ATCC 10500
Lineage: Eukaryota; Fungi; Ascomycota; Eurotiomycetes; Eurotiales; Trichocomaceae
Product: beta-glucosidase precursor, putative
Exons: 2
Coding region: 1-2508 (835 amino acids)
Biological process (GO): glucan catabolic process
Molecular function (GO): beta-glucosidase activity
Source: RefSeq, a predicted model, not a curated record
AUGGCUAUUCCAGAUUUCGACGUCGACUCGAUCCUGCAACAACUGACUCUCCCUGAGAAAAUCUCUCUCGUAAGUGGGCGAGAUUUCUGGCACACCACGAGCGUGCCACGGUUGAAAAUCCCUGCUAUACGACUAUCAGAUGGAGCUACAGGAGUACGAGGAAUCAAGUUUUUCAAUGGAACUCCUGCAGCCUGUCUUCCCUGCGGCACUGCUCUUGGAGCAACCUGGGAUCCGGAGCUGAUCGAAAAGGGGGGUGCACUUCAGGCACGCGAGGGCAUUUUGAAAGGGGCCUCUGUGGUGCUGGGGCCUACGACCAAUAUCCAAAGAUCGCCACUUGGAGGUCGAGGGUUUGAAUCCUUCAGCGAGGACCCCUUUCUUGCUGGAACUUUAGCCGCUGCAACGAUCAAGGGUCUCCAGUCCAAUGGCGUUGCAGCCUCUUUAAAGCAUUUUGCCUGUAACGACCAAGAGGAUCACCGUAUGUCUGUGAAUGCAAUUGUCACUGAGAGAGCUCUCCGUGAGAUUUACUUGAUGCCGUUUCAGGUGGUGCAGCAGAUCUAUCCUCCAUGGACCUACAUGGCGUCAUAUAACAAAGUUAACGGAGUACACUCGACUGAAAAUAUACAUCUGUUGAAGGAGGUUCUUCGAGAAGAAUGGGGAUUUGACGGGCUUGUGAUGUCAGAUUGGUUCGCCACGUAUUCGGCCGACAAGGCCAUCCUUGCUGGUCUUGAUCUAGAAAUGCCGGGGCCCAGUUACGCCAGGGGUGCGGCUCUGCGCCACAGCAUACUCCCAGGAAAGGUGAAAGAGUAUGAACUCGAUGCGUGCGUACGACAAGUGCUUCGACUCAUCAAAAGAGUGCUUCCGUUAGGCAUCGAAGAAGAUGCCGAGGAAAGGACAGACUCCAAUCCCGAUACUUCAAAGCUCCUUCGGUCUAUUGCAGCUGAAUCUAUUGUGUUGCUGAAGAACGAGAAUGCCGUCCUUCCCUUCUGUCCAGACAAGUUCACCGCGGUUAUUGGUCCAAACGCAGACUUUGCUGCCUUCUCCGGUGGUGGCUCCACCAUGAUGACUCCGUAUUACACAGUAUCGCCUUUAGAGGGGAUCAUGUCUGAGUGCAAACAAGUUGGAUAUUCUCUCGGAUGCGGCGGAUGGAACAAAUUACCAGCGCUCUCUAGACUUACAAAGACAAAAAGUGGACUACAAGGUCUGACGAUGGCUGUGCACCUUGAACCUUCCACUAGAGAAAAGAGAGAGUUGCUGGAAGUGAUCCACGUCUCAGAUUCAGUGAUGGACUUCUGUGAUUACAAGCACAAAAGCAUGGGCGAUGACUAUCUCUUCUACGCCGACUUCCGGGGAACUUUAAUCCCGGAAGAAUCUGCAAAUUAUCAAUUUAGCUGCUCAGUUCUCGGCACAGCCCGUGUCUUCGUCGACGAUCAGCUUCUUAUCGAUAAUGCAACGAACCAAGUCAGAGGCGAUACCUUCUUUGCGACCGGAACACGGGAAGAAUUCAACACCAUCUUUUUAGAGAAAGGACGCGCCUAUGAAAUUUACGUUGACUUUGGUUCCAUCGCGACCUACACACUUGAAGUAGCCUCUACUGCUCCAUUUGGUGGAGGUGGCCUACGUUUAGGUUGUACCAGGGUAUUUGAUCCACAGGGAGAGAUCCAGAAAGCAGUUGCGCUUGCCAAAGCGGCCGAACAAGUUGUGCUCUGCAUCGGACUGAACGGCGAGUGGGAAUCCGAAGGAUUUGACCGAGACAACAUGGAUCUUCCUGGGUAUACUGAUGAACUUGUUCGGGCCGUAGCUCAAGUCAAUCCCAACACUGCGGUGAUUGUGCAGUCUGGUACGCCAGUCACCAUGCCGUGGGUAGAUCAAGUACCAGCCAUCUUACAAGCUUGGUACGGGGGAAAUGAGACUGGAAAUGGAAUUGCUGAUGUAAUAUUUGGAAAGAAAAACCCGGCUGCCAAAUUACCACUGAGCUUCCCUUCUCGUCUCGAAGAUAAUCCGUCAUUUAUCAAUUUUGGAAACCAAGGUGGCAGGGUUCUCUACGGCGAGGAUGUUUUUGUUGGAUAUCGGUAUUAUGAAAAGUCUAAGACACCGGUGGCCUUUCCUUUUGGUCAUGGACUUAGCUACACCUCGUUUCACUUCGAGACACUACAAGUCAAAAACGACGGCGAGUCUUUCCUCAUAUCUGUCGACGUAGCAAAUACGGGUGUGGCGGAUGGCGCACAGGUUAUACAGGUUUACGUUGCGCAUAUCGACCCUUUGAUCCCACGACCAUUGAAAGAACUAAAGGGCUUCAAGAAAGUAUUCAUUCCGGUGGGCGAGUCUAGAGUAGUAGAUAUACGGGUGUCAGUUAGGCAUGCUACUAGCUUCUGGGACGAGGAUAGAAACAUGUGGCUAAGUGCCAAGGGAGACUAUCAACUUCUUGUGGGCGACUCGAGCGCAAAUACACCUCUAUGUCAUCAAGUGACUGUAGAGGAAAAUAGCUGGUGGAAAGGAUUGUGUAAUUAG